AUGCCUUCGGCGACGGGCUCGAGCUGGGAAAAGUACCAGAAGAAGUUUGCCGACGACGAGGUCGAGGAGAAGAAGAUUACUCCGCUCACAGACGAAGACAUCCAAGUCCUCAAGACAUACAAUUCCGCCCCCUAUGCCGUGGCAUUAAAAGAGCUGGAGAAGAAGAUCAAGGACAAGCAGACUUCGGUUAAUGAAAAGAUUGGCGUCAAGGAAUCCGACACAGGUCUCGCCCCACCACAUCUCUGGGACAUCGCCGCCGACCGACAACGCAUGAGCGAGGAACAACCUCUCCAGGUCGCCCGAUGCACCAAGAUCAUCCCCGAUGAAAAGGAUCAUGAAAAGAGCAAAUAUGUCAUCAACGUCAAGCAGAUUGCCAAAUUCGUCGUCAAUCUUGGGGAGCGCGUAUCUCCCACCGAUAUCGAGGAGGGCAUGCGCGUGGGUGUCGACCGCAACAAGUAUCAGAUCAUGCUGCCACUACCUCCCAAAAUCGACMCAAGUGUGACAAUGAUGACAGUCGAGGACAAGCCCGAUGUCACCUAUGGAGAUGUAGGAGGCUGCAAGGAACAAAUUGAGAAGCUCCGUGAGGUCGUGGAGAUGCCUCUACUCUCUCCCGAACGCUUCGUCAACCUCGGAAUCGACCCGCCCAAGGGCGCUCUUCUGUAUGGACCUCCCGGUACAGGAAAGACACUCUGCGCGCGAGCAGUCGCCAACCGAACAGACGCCACCUUUAUUCGUGUCAUUGGCUCAGAGCUGGUCCAGAAAUACGUCGGAGAGGGAGCUCGGAUGGUUCGAGAACUCUUCGAGAUGGCCCGCACCAAAAAGGCAUGCAUCAUUUUCUUCGAUGAGAUUGAUGCGGUCGGAGGUGCUCGAUUCGAUGAUGGCGCAGGAGGCGACAAUGAAGUCCAACGUACCAUGCUUGAACUCAUCACUCAGCUGGAUGGUUUCGACAGUCGUGGAAACAUCAAAGUCAUGUUCGCAACCAACCGACCUUCCACCCUGGAUCCCGCAUUGAUGAGGCCGGGUCGUAUCGACAGAAAGAUUGAAUUCUCCCUGCCAGAUAUGGAGGGUCGAGCCAACAUUUUGAGAAUCCAUGCCAAGAGCAUGUCCGUGGAGAGGGACAUUCGAUGGGAGUUGAUCUCCCGAUUGUGUCCCAACUCCACCGGAGCCGAGUUGCGAUCGGUGGCGACCGAGGCGGGCAUGUUUGCCAUUCGAGCGAGGAGAAAGGUGGCCAGUGAAAAGGACUUUUUGAGUGCGGUGGAGAAGGUCAUCCGAGGAGGCAUGAAGUUCAAUAGUACCGCGGCCUAUGCGCAGUACAAUUAG
Messenger RNA from Ramularia collo-cygni, 1320 nucleotides. RefSeq names its product proteasome regulatory particle subunit Rpt1. Gene Ontology annotation, biological process: proteasome-mediated ubiquitin-dependent protein catabolic process. Lineage: Eukaryota; Fungi; Ascomycota; Dothideomycetes; Mycosphaerellales; Mycosphaerellaceae. The record is from RefSeq and is a predicted model, not a curated record. The transcript has 2 exons. Gene Ontology annotation, cellular component: proteasome regulatory particle, base subcomplex. The coding region runs from base 1 to 1320 and encodes 439 amino acids. Gene Ontology annotation, molecular function: ATP hydrolysis activity; proteasome-activating activity; ATP binding.